CCGUAACACGGGGAAGGGGCAGGCUGUCGGUCGGCUGGCACGGGACCCUCGUGGCCACUGCCGGGCGGAGGCGGGCGCCGGUGGGGCAGGGGUCCGCAGGGACACAGCAUAUGAUGUGUAGGUGCACAGGCACAGCUGUCACAUAUGUCUGUCCGGGUAGGGGGACCACUAGUACCAGCAUACCUUGGCAUACAGAACAUGUAGUGACCCAGCAGGUGGAGGGCCAUGAGGAUCCUUGGAAAAUCCGUCUUCCUGCAUCUCAUCCAUCAUGGCAGAGGGCGUCCAAGCCCCCGUAGUGUACCAGCACCAGUAUAUGUGCUCGGAGUGCGGCGUCCUCUAUAAUACCCUGGAGGAUGUCCUGCUUCAUCAGCAGAACCACAUGGGAGGAGGGGUGCAAGCCACCGUGACCCACGAUGUUUCCCUGGAGCUGGGAGAGCUGCAGAGCUUGGUCCAGGACGGCCAGUACCAGUGCUUAGAAUGCGGUCAAGUUCUCUUGUCUCCUGACGAGCUGCUGCAUCACCAGGAGAUGCACAUGAGGGAACUCACCCAGGCCCCUGCCUCUCCCUCAAUAGGCGCUAGUCAGAUCCAUUACCAGUGUUGUGAAUGCAAGGAACUCUUCACUUCUCCGGAGCUGUGGCUCGCUCACCGCCAGAAGCACGUAAAGCUGGAGCAGCAGCCUCAGCAGAGCGUCGUCCUACAGUCUGGUUCCAGCAUCCAGGCCCUGCUCAGCCUGCAGAAUGUUCUCUUAGAUGAGAGGACUUUAAAUGGUUGGGGAGUGGAGAUGCCAGCAGUGGUGGCAACUGCAGAACAUGAGGCUGUGUCAAGGUCAUGCCCCUCUGAGUCAUCUGAAAACCUGACCGUACAGGGAGAGCUGGUGCAACUCCCGGAGAUGCAUCCCUAUCAGUGCUCUGAGUGCAGCCAGAUGUUUCACACGCCUGAGGAAUUUCUGGAACACCAGGGUCGACACUUUGUAGAGUCUGAGAAAGAAUGCUCUGCGUCUCCGUUAUAUGGAAUCUCUGAAAAUGCUGCUCCCUCUCCCAGCAUUCUUGAGAAAUUGAGAAAAGACUGGAUGAUUGAGGAAAAGGAGGAGGCAACAGAAGAGAACUUGGGAGGAGUGCAAAGGGUUUACCAGUGCCAAGAGUGCAAGAAGAAGUGUGCCACUGCAGAGGAACUACGGAAACAUCGCAAAGAACACCAGACUGAAGAAUUUCCAUGCCCAGACUGUGAUCGUCUCUUUACCUCUGCUAACCGCUUGCAAUCCCAUCAUCGUGUGCACGUAGAAGGAACUUUGCAGUGCCCAAAUUGCUAUAAAGUGUUCAAGAAGGAGGCUUCUUUAGAGCAGCACAUGAGAGUACAUCGUGGGGAGGCUAUAUAUUUAUGCGUGGACUGUGGCCUAGGAUUUGGCACGGAGAUUACUUUGGUCUUGCAUCGGAAAAGCCAUACAGCAGACCCCUUGCAUCGCUGUCAGUGUGGCAGAACGUUCAGCAAUAUGACCAAAUUUCUGUAUCACAGAAGAACCCAUGCUGGCAAAAGCGGAGUUCCUAUGCCUAAACCUGAUAAACCCAGCUGCACAGAGAAGGAGAAAGUUCAAGAUCUCGCUGACCUUCUACCAACUUCGAUUCUUCCCUCUGUGAGUGUACCUGCACCAGAGGCGUCUCCUGUAACUGUACAGAAUGAUUUACAGAAGCCGGGGUCACAAGAAAAUGGGUGCAAUAUACAAGUUUCUGCAAAGGAACCAAAGACUGGGUUACAGUGUCAGGCCCAUAACUAUGAGUGCUCUCAGUGUAGCAAAGAAUUCCCAUCCCAUAUUAAAAUGGUGCGACAUAGGCGUGCUGUGCACGCCAUGGAGAGGAAGCACAAAUGCAGCGUGUGCGGGAAGCACUUUAAAAAGCCAGUGCACUUGCGGAACCAUAUGCGCACUCACACUGGCGAGCGCCCCUUCCAGUGUACAGUUUGUGGGAAGAGCUUUGGAUCCAUUGCCAAUCUGAGACGGCACUACCUCACCCACACUGGAGAGAAGCCGUAUAAGUGUGAGGUGUGUGGCCGUAGCUUCACGCAGAGGUCCAACCUGCAGCAACAUCGUUCUUUGCAUACUCUUUCCAGCCCAUUUCUCUGUAAUGAUUGUGGACUAGAAUUCAACAGAGCUUCAAAGCUUGCAUUGCACCAGUUCAGACACUUAGGAGUGUUGCCCUACAAGUGCCCAGACUGCGGUAAAAGCUUCCUGCGCAAAAAGUUAAUGCAGUUGCACCAGUUAGAGCAUCAGGGUAAAGCUCCGAUCUACUGCAAGGACUGUGGUGUAGUGUUCGAAGAAGAAUCACAACUUUCAGAACACGGGUGUCGGAACAAAAAAGUGAGCCCAUUUAUAUGCCCUACUUGUGGGAAAAAACUGAAUUCAAAUUCCAGCUUGACUCUUCACCUGCUACAGCACACCGGACAGAGACCCUUUAAGUGUCAUAUAUGUGGCAAAUGUUUUACCAGCCAAAGAGGGGUGCUACGACAUCAGCAGUGGCACAUGGGUGUCCGACCUCACAAGUGAAGUGUUUGUGGGAAGAGUCUUUAAUGCAUCUUUCAGUCUAUAGCUGCAUCAACAAACUCGUGCGGGUUAACGCCACUUAAGGGAGCGCGGCCAACUGCACGUGGGACAGGUGCCUUACCCCUACCAGGAUUGUGGGAAAUCGGCUGCCACAGUGGAGAGAUCAGCCACCUUAUUGCUCUAACUGCAGCAAGUGCUACAUCACACUGACCAACUUGUGCAGCCGGAGCAAAUCCCACAAGAAUCGCACAGACCGGCCCCAAUAGACAAUCGCGGGCACAGAGUUGGGCAAACGUGGCAACCAGUGAGUGCUUGGAACCUCUCCUGCUUACAGAGACUAUAGGAAUGUACUAUGCUGCCCUGAAGAUAAAUCUAAGUGGAAUUUGUGACUUAAUAAGGAACAUCACUGUUCAGUGUAAAUAAAAAAGUCUUUGUUUUUUUCAUGUCAUUAAGGCCAUAAACUGUAGUCAUUCCUAGAUGUAUGGACAGUUGGAAGUAAUUUAUAAUAAACAAUCCACCUUAUAACA
Molecule: messenger RNA, 3060 nt
Organism: Pseudophryne corroboree (corroboree frog)
Lineage: Eukaryota; Metazoa; Chordata; Amphibia; Anura; Myobatrachidae
Product: zinc finger protein 526-like
Exons: 2
Coding region: 269-2536 (755 amino acids)
Biological process (GO): regulation of transcription by RNA polymerase II
Cellular component (GO): nucleus
Molecular function (GO): RNA polymerase II transcription regulatory region sequence-specific DNA binding; DNA-binding transcription factor activity, RNA polymerase II-specific
Source: RefSeq, a predicted model, not a curated record